AUGUGCAAAUCUCCCCUCCACACUUUCCUGCAUUCCCUCCCAAAAUGCGAGCACCACGUACAUCUCGAGGGCUGUCUCUCACCCUCCCUAACCUUCACUCUCGCCGCGAAGAACAAAAUCGCCCUGCCCUCCCCCACCACUGACCCAGCAUACACAUCCGUUGAAACGCUGACCGCGCGCUACAACAACUUCGCCAACCUCAACGACUUCCUGGGCUACUACUACCGCGCGCUGGAUGCGGUCAUCACGGCCGAAGACUUUGAGAUGCUGGCGUGGGAGUACUUUACGAUUGCGGCACGCGAUGGCGUCAGGCAUGCUGAGGUGUUCUUUGAUCCGCAGAGUCAUACGGCGAGGAGGAUCAGUUUGAAGACGGUUGUGGAGGGGUUCAAUGCGGCGUGCAAGCGUGCGGAGAAAGAGCUAGGGAUUACGAGUAAACUCAUCAUGUGCUUUUUGCGACACUUGCCUGUGGAUGAGUCGCGCAAGACGAUGGCGGAAGCGGUUGAGGGCGGGUAUUUCGAUGGCGAGAAGAGUGUGAUUUCGGCACUGGGGCUGGACUCGAGUGAGGUCGGAUUCAGGCCGGAGCAGUUUCAGGAGAUGUAUUCGGAGGCUGAGAAGAGGGGGAUUCGCAGGACGGCGCAUGCAGGUGAAGAGGGGGAUCCGAGUUAUAUUGCUGGAGCACUGGAUGGGCUGCAUGCCGAGAGGAUUGAUCAUGGCAUUCGGCUUAUCGAGGAUCCACAACUGAUGGAAAGAGUGAUCAAAGAAGGCAUUAUGCUCACGGUCGUGCAGCAUGUCAGCGAGCUGCCGAUUCGAAAGUUCCUCGAGGCUGGUGUCAAGUUCAGCUUGAACUGCGAUGAUCCGGCGUACUUUGGUGGAUAUAUUCUCAACAACUAUUGCGCAGUUCAGGACGCUUUCGAUUUGAGCGUGGGAGAGUGGAAGAUUAUCGUCCAGAACUCGAUACAAGGGAGCUGGUGUGAUCAGGCGAGGAAGGAUGAGUUGCUCAACACGCUCGAGGAGUGUCUGAGCAAACAUGCUAGUCAAUGA
This is a messenger RNA of Parastagonospora nodorum SN15, 1041 nucleotides long. RefSeq lists its product as hypothetical. Bases 1 to 1041 code for a protein of 346 amino acids. Gene Ontology annotation, cellular component: cytosol; nucleus. The transcript has 2 exons. The record is from RefSeq and is a predicted model, not a curated record. Gene Ontology annotation, biological process: hypoxanthine salvage; adenine catabolic process. Lineage: Eukaryota; Fungi; Ascomycota; Dothideomycetes; Pleosporales; Phaeosphaeriaceae. Gene Ontology annotation, molecular function: adenine deaminase activity.